Messenger RNA from Cygnus atratus (black swan), 1737 nucleotides. It is a transcript of the gene TTC16, whose product is annotated as tetratricopeptide repeat domain 16. NCBI's taxonomy places the organism in Eukaryota, Metazoa, Chordata, Aves, Anseriformes, Anatidae. Gene Ontology annotation, molecular function: protein binding. Bases 202 to 1737 code for a protein of 511 amino acids. The transcript is spliced from 7 exons. The record is from RefSeq and is a predicted model, not a curated record.
CCUGCAGAGGAUCUUUGGGCCCAGCCGGUGCCUGCGCGGCGUCGAGCGCCCCAGCGAAGCGGGGCCCUUCGCUGCGGUUGUGCAGGGCAGGAUGCGGGAGCAGUAAGUGCUGGGGGCUGCUCUGCGUCCGAACGUGGUCACACCUGGUGCACCCGUUACCUGCUCUAACUGCCUUUAGCAGCAGUCUGUGUGAGCAAGAGCAUGCGGGGUACACGGUCCUCAAUAUCCCCCGAGCCAUCCUCCAGCUCUGUGUGUAUCUUGGCUCUGCCUUCGGAGCCGAGCUUCCUUCAGACCCUGACGGGCUCCACAAUCUCCGCGUUUGGCAGCGAGAGCCUGGGCCUGGCUCAUGGCUCUUUUCCUCUCCGCAGCUGGCAGAAAGGGAUGGAGUUCUCAUCCUGCGGCCAGUGGGAGGAAGCCAUCAUCUGCUACACAAAAGCCAUCAGCCUGGAUCCGCAGCGGGCAGAGCUGUACGAGCAGCGGGCUGAGGCUUUCCUGCAGCGUUGUGACUUCCAGUCGGCCACUCUGAACUUCAGGAAGGUGCUUGCAUUGGGACCUGCGCGGGAGCAGCACUGCCUGGCUCGCUUAGCCCUCGUCCUUGACCUGCAGUUCCCAGAGUGCCUCCAGAUGCUUAACAGAGACCUGGCAGAGGAUGCGAGGAACCCUGAUUUGUACGUGCUGCAUGCCUCCUUCUACGAGCGCUUUGGGCAGAUAAGGCCGCUCCGGUCCCUGAGGGAUCCUGGCAGCUCCUCCUGGAGGUGGGGGAUGCAGGUGGAAGCUCCAGGUCCUGAGGGAACCCGACCUCCCUGGCAGCUGGCCCUGUGUCACCAGGACAUCCAGCGGGCGCUGCAGCUGGAGCCGCAGCAUGGAGCUGCCCAGGCACUGCAGCAGAGGCUGCGGAGGCAAGGCCUGGAGGCCAAGGCCGAGGCAGUGUCGAAGGCUCUGUGCGGGGACCUGCGUGGGGCCCUGCUCACGAUCAGCUUUGCCAUUGAGACCAACCCCUUGGCUGCUGAAUUCUUCACCCUCAGGGGGGCCCUCCUCCGACGGCUGAAGGACUUCAGUGCAGCCUGCAAGGACUUGGCCAAGGCGAGGCAGCUGUGUGCCGACGAGGGCCCGGAGGCUCAGGAGGCUCAGCUGGUGCUCACCUACAAUGACUGUGCUGUGGACUGCUACACCCUGGGCCGGCUUGAUGAGACUGUGAUGCUCCUUGGUCAGGCUCUGCAAGAUGAGAGGACAGAGGAGGGACUCUGUGUCAACAGAGGAGACUGCUUCCUUUGCCUGGGGGAGCUGGCCCACGCGCUAGCGGACUACCAGCAGGCGCUGGAGCUGAGCCCAGGGAACCUCGGUGUGCAGCGACGUGUUGCGGCGGCGCUGCACGAGCUGGCCCUGUGUGAGCUCCUGUCCCCUCACAGGCGGUACCAGCAGGCGGAGGCUCGCUUCUCCGCUGCCAUUGAGCACGACCCCCAGGCACCGCUGCACUACCUGCACCGGGCCCAGGCCCGCCUGUGCCUGCGGAGGGUGCAGAGCGCGAGGGAGGACGCUGUGCGGAGCCUGCGGCUGGACCCCACGGACAGCGAGAUCCUUUCCCUCACACACCACCUCUUUCCAAGAAAGACUGUCCAGGCUAUCCUGAGGAGUGAGACCGGACACCUCGCCCAAGAAACCUUGGAGAAAACACUUCAGAGCCCUCCAGAACCCCCAGUUUCAGCCGAUGAUGCCUGGUGUGACAGUACUAGGUGA